GUUAUGAAGCCAAAUCAGUGACGGAGUGGGAUAGCGUUGACACCUACAUCUUCAUUUGGGAAGAGGAAGUAGUCUGUUGAAUAUUACUAUUUAUGUUUCCUCAUGCCGGUUUUUCCCUGCCCAGCCACUAUAAAUGCCAGCAUCAUGGCCAUCAAAAUCAAGCAAAGCCCCUAGGACCACACGUAAAAAAUAUAUACUGCAAGGACAAUGUUUGGCCUUUGCGUAAUGCAGGUGAGUGAGAAUUAAUUUUGUGUUCUUUUUGCCAAAUCAAAGUAAAGAUAUUUCAUUUAAUGGAUAGUGUUAUGGUGUAUUUUUUUCAAUUUCAACGUUCAAUCAAUUUAAUAUGUUUUCACACAGUGCAUACUCUGUAUUUACAUGUUCCUUCCCUUCACAGGUUUUGUUUUUGGGCGUUUUAUUUGUGACUGUAAGAACGACCUCGUUACCAUGCCACGAAGAAGGACACCUGAAAGAAAAAGCUCUGAGAAGGCACAAAAUCCAGCCUAGUGAGCAUACAGAGAGAGUACAAGAGGAGACCCCAGUGAAAUGCCCGGUCGAACUUUACACUGGUUUUGGCAAAUCUCUGAAGGACCGCUCCAUCUCCCCCUGGCGAAUCGUGUAUGAAACAGAAGAGGGCCGAUUCCCGGAGACGAUUGCUGUAGCUCAGUGCCUGUGCGAGGGCUGUAUCUUGAUGAACAUCGACGAUAAGAAGCCAUGGGAGGAUAACACCUAUGGCUCAGUAACGGUCAAGCAGAGCAAGCGGUUCUUGAGGAAGGAGCUGUGCGAGGAUGGCGAAAGAUACCGGCUGAUACCGUACUCCAAAGACGUGGCCGUAGGAUGCACUUGCAGCACCAGUCGGAUAUAAAUAUACAAUCUGUUGGAUUCACCUUGUUGUAUUUGUUUUAAAAUGCAAUCUGACGUGUGAUGGAGAUCGUGCCGGAGUCGUUAUAGACCCCUUUGUUGAUCAUCGCCAACGUCAUUAUCGUCCCAUUUGAAGUUGACAACGUCAUCAAAUACAUACUGGUAUACUAUCAUAUAGUAAUAGGCUGUUAUUAAGCCUAUAACGUGAAGCUAUGUAAAUUAUUCAUAACAAUAUUUAAUUGAAAUUGUAUUUAAGUUAUUUAUUAGAUUUAUUUUGGUGUGGUCGUUUAUGAUGUUAAUAAAGUGCAAAUAAGAAACAAUGUAUUAACUUGCUUUUUGUGCUAGUAGGCCUGGCUGGUUGUGGAUUUAAAAUACAUUGCUCUUUGAAUACACUGAAUAUACACUUUGAAUACGCUCUUUGAAUAAUCAAUACACUGCUGUUAGGUUAAAAUCAUUUUUUAUUAGCUAUAACUAAUACAUAUUUCAAGGCGUCUCUUAACGUUAGUCCGUGUGACAUGUUUUGUACGUUGCUAAUAUAUAUAUAUAUAUUUAUUUAGGUAGCUCUAUGGUUAGAUGUUCACCCCUUCGCCUCACUUCACUUUCACUCACAUACGUAUUGUGUUCACUUGGGGAAGAAGGAGGGAAAACCCAGUUAGGUUGUCAACUAUCUUCUUUUUGAGCGUGGUUAUCUUCUUCCCAUAGAAAACAAACCAAAACAAAUAAAAUCAAUCAAACUUCUUAACA
This is a messenger RNA of Gadus chalcogrammus (walleye pollock), 1602 nucleotides long. Its product is annotated as interleukin-17C-like. Gene Ontology annotation, cellular component: extracellular region. The record is from RefSeq and is a predicted model, not a curated record. NCBI's taxonomy places the organism in Eukaryota, Metazoa, Chordata, Actinopteri, Gadiformes, Gadidae. The transcript has 2 exons. Bases 344 to 862 code for a protein of 172 amino acids. Gene Ontology annotation, molecular function: cytokine activity.